Molecule: messenger RNA, 2619 nt
Organism: Nymphaea colorata (pocket water lily)
Lineage: Eukaryota; Viridiplantae; Streptophyta; Magnoliopsida; Nymphaeales; Nymphaeaceae
Exons: 12
Coding region: 658-2493 (611 amino acids)
Source: RefSeq, a predicted model, not a curated record
GGAAUGGAACUUAGCAUAGAUAGAUGUUGACGAGGGGGGAAAGUGGAAAGGAAGAGAACGGAAACAGAUAAUGAAUAUGUUGAAUUUAUUCCAUUCAUUUUGGGGUUACCUGCAUCGGGCGUUCUUGUACCAUUUGGGUUGUGGAACUGGAGCCAGUGCUCUCCCCUCCACAAGCCGUGUGCAUCUUCUUGAUCAUCUUCCACUGCAAAUCUAAGAUUCAACCAAGUCUCUACUUGAACAGUGCCUGUCGAUUCUGUGGCGGCCCUCCUCUGCACCCCCUGAGCAGAAAUGAAGGAUUCCCCACUAAUAAAUUCCACCCCAGGCCCAGAGUUGGUGAAUUUUUCAAAUUCGCUUUAGAGAGCCUAACUGUUUCUAUAGGCUCUCGAGUCUUGAAGGCCAUCUUGGUAGCUUCAUUAAAGACUCUCAUUUAUGGCUCCAACUAACACAGUGCCUUGGAUCCAAGUUGGAGAAUGAGUGGAGAAAUUUAUUUCUUCUGACCGCUCUGUAAAAGAAGAAAAAACUUGAGCUAUUCUGUGUUUCUCCUGUAGCCUUUUAAUGAGGUUGCUUGAAUUGAAGUGGUUUCCGUGGGAGGCGUAAAUUCAGUUAUUAAAGAAUGUGAAUGGAGGAACUGCCUCUUUUUCUUUAUUGGUAGCGGUAAUGGAUGUUUGCUUUGCAGAUAAGUUAUCUGCAGGUAGCAAGAACGCAGAUAAUCUUAAGACAUCUUCCUCUGCUGCUUCUUAUUCUUCUUCCUCUUCUUAUUCAGUUACUGAUCAUUCUGUUUCACAACACAGACGUUCGAAGAGUGCAUCUGACAAGAACUUGGAUUCUGCAAAGGCAGCUCCUUCUCAAUCUGUACAUCCGAGUGAGCAGCAAGUGAAUGAAGGAGGAGGCAAUCCUGCGCCCCACAAUGCAAAACCCAUUCCGCAAGAUUCCCGUGAUCCUGCUGUUAGAAGCGGAACAGAUCAUCGUGCUUCUUUGGAGAAUGAUAUUGAAGUGUUACAAAUGCGACUUCUUCAUGAGAGAACAAUGCGGAAUAUGCUGGAGAGAGCGAUGGGCCGAGCUUCAAGUACACUGUCUCCAGGGCACAGACAUUUUACCGCUCAGACGAGAGAAUUAAUAUCAGAGAUUGAACUACUUGAACAAGAGGUGGCCAACCGUGAAAAGCAUGUACUGUCUCUCUACAGAAGUAUUUUUGAUCAAUGCAUCAGCAAGACAUCAUCAGAACGAAAUUCAGGGGCAGCAUCUCCUGCCCAUGAUAAAAAUGAAGCGCGGAAGCAUCCAAGUAUCAUUUCUAGCUCAUUUUGCUCUUCUAAGAAGUUCCCUUUGCAACAUUUGCAAGUUAUGGCAUCUAUGAAGGAGCAUGGGAAGAGGAGUUCAACGCAGACAUGCAAGACCAGAUACAAUUCACUCUUUAGCAAUAAAAUGGAUGUUGAUAAGGAGGGUCACUUUCGUGAUUGUGGUAAGGGUCAAGCUGGUCUACUUACUGGGAAGACAUUGCUGGGUUCACGUACACUGAAGGAUCAUCUGUAUCGGUGCCCCUGUGAAUUGUCUGAAGAGUUGGUGAGGUGCAUGGCCUCCAUAUAUCACUGGCUACAAGGUUCAGCUUCUAAAAAGCCGAAAAGAAAAGGUUGUCCAUCUCUAACAAGGUCAUCCACAGAUGUAAUUAUUCCAAAAUAUAUGGUUGAAGAAGAGCAGCACUGGUCUUGUAAACCAGUGAUUGAGAUAUCAUGGCUGUCUACAGACAGAAAUCAUUUUUCCCAUGGAUCAUGUGCCAUUAGUAGCUACAGGUCAUUGGUAGAGCAACUUGAGAGAGUAGAUGUGAGCCAGAUGGAAGGAAUUGCAAAAGUCGCAUUCUGGAUUAACGUGUAUAAUUCUCUCGUUAUGCAUGCACAUCUAGCAUAUGGGAUCCCCCGCAGUUCUGUGAGAAGGAUGGCCUUGUUUCAUAAGGCUGCUUAUAACAUUGGAGGUUGCAUAGUGAGUGCCAACUCUAUUGAGCAUUUCAUAUUGUGCUUCCGAACCCCUCGGAUUGGACGUUGGUUUGAGCCCAUCCUGUCAACCGCCCUGAGAAUGAAAUCAGGAGAAUCACAAGUAGUUCGUUCAAAGUUCGGUGUUUCAGAGGCCCACCCAAUUGUUUGCUUUGCACUUUGCACCGGUGCCUGCUCUGACCCAAUGUUAAGGGUGUACUCUGCUAAAAAUGUGAAUGAAGAGCUGGAGGCGGCAAUGAAAGAUUUUCUUCAGGCUAAUGUGGUGGUGAACAAGUCCAGGAAAGUGUUGCUUCCCAAGGUGCUUGAAAGGUAUGCAAAAGAGGCAUCCCUCAAUUCUCAACAUAUACUCGACUGGGUGUCCAAGAAUGUGGACAAGAAACUACAUGAUGCUGUUACAAAAUGCAUGAACAGUAAGUCUAGAGGAAAGACUGCACAAACCAUAGAAUGGUUACCAUAUAGUGCAAGGUUUAGAUACAUGUUCUCGGUGGACUUGAUAGACAAAGCAUGAUGUCUCCAAAAGAUACGUUCUCUUGGUUACUAGGAAGGCAAAUCUGUCAUGAGCUCAAUGCACAAUAUUAUUGUAACUUCGUAACCUUAUCUAAAUACUGUCCUGUGCUUUGAGUUCCUAGUUUUU